Molecule: messenger RNA, 1924 nt
Organism: Petromyzon marinus (sea lamprey)
Lineage: Eukaryota; Metazoa; Chordata; Hyperoartia; Petromyzontiformes; Petromyzontidae
Molecular function (GO): protein binding
Source: RefSeq, a predicted model, not a curated record
GCGGGGCUGUGGCGGGUUCUCGUGCGCGAGGCAACUGAGGAGGAGAUCGCGCGCGUUUUUUUUCCCACCCCCCUCGCCUCAUCUCUCUCUCCCCCCCCCACCACCACCCACCUCACCCACCUCGCCUCACAACAACGCAGGAGAGAACAAAACAAAUUUAAAUUAAUCGAGUCCGAGUUCCCUCGCCGAUCCGUCAUUUUGGCGACCCAAGUUUAAACGACGCCACGCACGCGACCGACAAUGUCGCAGGACGAAUGCUGGGGCUGGGCCGGCUGCGAGGAAGCGCUGCACGGAGCGUGCAGGGACGGAGACGCCGUCCGCCUCGCGCAGUUGCUGCGUUCGGCGAGACACGACCCGCUCGCCGAAGACAGACUCUACGGCUGGGCACCGCUUCACUGGGCCGCCUACUUCGGCAAGCUGGACUGCCUCUCCACGCUUGUGCAGGCCGGCGCCAGCGUCACGACGGUGACCUCGCGCUACGCUCAGACGCCGGCGCACAUCGCGGCCUUUGGAGGCCACCAGCACUGUCUGCUGUGGCUGCUGAGGGUCGGGGCCAACGUCAACCAGCAGGACUACCUGGGCGAGACUCCUCUGCACAAGGCCGCUCGCUCCGGGAGUGAGGAGUGCGUCCAUUUGCUGGUGGCGUGCGGAGCGCAAGUCGAAGUGCCCAACCACAGCGGCAUCACCCCGCUGGAGUUGGCCAUCUCUCAGGGCUUCUCGCGCCCUGCCGCCUUCCUCGCCAACGAGCUCGCUCGUCGCCGUGGCGACGCCGGAGGAGGAGGAGGUGGGGGAGGAGCGGCGGCGGCUGCGGCGGCGGCUGCGGCGGCUGCUGCGGCGGCGGCGUCGUCGGUCUCCAACGGUGACGGAGGAGGGCGCGGCCGCAAGCGUUCCCACGGCGACGCCAACGCCAACGGCGACGAGAAGAAAGCGCGUUGCCAAGACUUCCUGCCUCAGCCUACGCCGACCCCUGCCACCGUCGGCGUCGGCAGGGAGUGCCUGUGGCAGGAAGAUACUUUCUUCCACCACCACCACCAGCAGCAGCAGCAGCAGCUCAACCACAACGGCGGCAACGGCAACAACAACAACAACGGCGGCGGCGGCGGCGGCGGCAAUCAUCGUAACGGCGAUGAUUGCGGCGACGAGGCCAUGGCCGUGUCGGAUGGUUGCGGCGGGCAGCACGCGGUGGCGGUGGCCGCCGGCGCUCACCACGCGGAGGCCGCCGCCGUGGCUCCCAGCGCCACGUUGCAGGCAUCGUACCGCUGCGUGGGUGGCUACGCGUAUGACUUCUGAUCGCCGAGUCGUUUGCCCACCCCGCUUGCCCCCCCGUGCUGUGGGCGGUGGUGGUUUUGGUGGUGGUUUUGGUGGUGGUUGCUGGUUCCUCUGGCACGCUAUCCACUGGUGCACUACUGGGGGGAUGUGCUCCCGAUUUUCGGGUUAAUCCAAAAAAAAUAAUCCGAAAAUCUCGCCUUGAUACGUAAUUUUCAGACGUAUCCGGAACACACGUUUUUUUUGGAUCAUAGUAUCGUCUGUGGGUCUCUGUACGUCUGCGGGUCUCUGUAUGUCUGCGGAUCUCUGUACGUCUGCGGGUCUCUGCAAGUUUGUGGGUCGAUGUAAGUCUAUGGGUCUCUAUGCCUAUCGGUUUCUAAGUAUAUGGGUCAAUGUAAGUCUGUGGGUCUCCGCAAGUCUCUAAGUAUGUGGGUCUCUGUACCUCUGUAUGUAUCUUUGUUCGAACUUCUUUCACACCGUACGUAGCCAACCGUGCUAAUCAGAGUUGCGGGGCAAGGACAACAAUCUAAACACAGGAAAGCAGUAUGCAUGUCUGGGUCUAUGUAAGUCCGUGUAAGUCUAUGGGUCUACGUAAGUCUGGGUCUCUAUGCAAGUCUAUGAGUUGCCAUGUAAGUCUGUAGCGUUUACCUUUAUCUGU